Molecule: messenger RNA, 1734 nt
Organism: Exophiala spinifera
Lineage: Eukaryota; Fungi; Ascomycota; Eurotiomycetes; Chaetothyriales; Herpotrichiellaceae
Exons: 1
Coding region: 1-1734 (577 amino acids)
Source: RefSeq, a predicted model, not a curated record
AUGGCCAUCGUAGAGUCGGCGUUGCUGACGCCCUCUGAUCAUUCGACGCCGGCAUCAACGGGCUCCAAGGAUGUCUUGGUAGGACACAAGUACAAAAAGAUCCGAUGGAAGAAGUACGACCCAAAGAAACGGCGGCUCGAAGGCCCUGGAAAUCAAUUCGUACUCUGGACUCCGCCGCUGCCGCCCACUGGACAAAGCGACGCCGAGGAUACAGAGCCGUCACCCAGCAGCGGUUUCAAGAUAGAGACAGCUUCCUCGGGCCAGCGGGCAACCAUCGCAUCUCCGCUGCAGCCUCUUCCCUUGAACGGCACACGAGUCGACCCGUUCAUGUGCCUGCCCAUCAAAGCCACCGACUGCGUGCGAGACACGAUCGACUACUUCAUCACCAUCUGCAGCGACGUCGCCGAAGGCUCGGUUGUUCCUGGCCCUGUUAAUCCCCACCUCUCGUUGCUGCUUCCAUAUGCGCUGAAACACUCUACUCUAUUAGAGUCGAUGAUCGCCGUGUGCCGGGCCUCGAUCUUGCUCUCUCUGGACCGUCCUGCGCUCGAGGAUCCCGCCUUCAUCCAGCACCGAGGAAACGCAAUCGCAGGACUCAACACGAAGAUCAGGACCAAUCACUGUACCGAUGAUGACGCUCUGUUGACCGUCACCAUGCUCAUGACGCUCGAGUACUUGAUGGGAAACCACUAUGCAGUUCGAAUGCAUUGCGAAGGGCUAGAGAAGAUGUUGGAGCUGCGAGGACCUCUUGGGGAAGGGGAAGAGGAAACUGACUGGGCCAAGUUUGUCAGGCACGGCCUGUCGAGCUACAAGGCACUUGGGUCGUUCGUGACAGGUCGACCGCCAGAUAUACCAUCCGACUCUAUUGGUUAUCUAAAGGAAACCUUUGAAGAGCUCUCCCUCGACCAGCCGCUCGCCUAUCUUGAACCGCCUUUCGACCCAGACCUCUGCACCAUGUUGUCUAGGUUGCCUGCAGGUUUCUCCGAAGUCUGUUUGAAAUGUCGCAUUUCAGUGCAAAUGAUAAAUUUGCUAGGAGCAAUCGCUGGAGCAACGACUUUGUUGGACACAAAGAGUGCAGUUGAAAGUGUCUCGACAUCCACAUCCACCGAUGCCUGCGUUCUCGAUUCGCAACGUCAACGAUCCAUGACACAAGCUCUAUUAUCAUCCUUGCAACGCAUGUCGUUGACUUCAGUCGUUCCUAUCGAGCUCAAUCUCACGUGUGGACUCCUCGCGUACAUGUUCCAACUUCGAUCAUUGGCUCCAGUCAACCUAUUUUAUGACCCCAUUCUUCGCAGAUUCAUCGAUACACUUCCGGCUCAGCCGAAACCAAGCUUUCUCGAAGAGCAACAUUCUUUGAUCUGGGUAAGCAUGGCCGCCGCUGGAAGUUUAGCAUUGAGAGUGGCACCAAUGCCUUCUAGCCAUGCUGUCAUGGAUCAUAUCCUUGAUCUUUACCCAGAAACUCGAGAUUGGUCCCGCUUACACAAAAUCCUACGUGGCUUCUUUUGGACGAAUGAGAUCGGAGCACACUGGAAGACAGUUUGGCAGGCGGCAAUGCAGCGAAGAGAAUUUCUCCUGCGCCGAAAUCAAGAUGCCAAAGUACAUCCGCACAUGGUCACUGCGCAGAUGCCCGAACUUAAUUCUGAGGCCGUUCGUCGCCACAUUGAAGGAGCACCACGAGCUGUGCGUGAAAUGGGCGAAGCUAUGGGUAUAUGCCCAUUCCAUCGGAAACACGGCUAA